GGGGAGGCCCUGAAAUCCACUGGUUCUUGAGGACUAAUGAUUGUGGCCUUUUUGUCAGAGGAGGAAUCAGUAACCAACUAGGACAAGAAGACAGUAGAGAAACAGGACAGAGAAAGACAAACGGAGAAUAAACCCAUUGGUGGACCAGGCAGAGGUCCUGGAAUAAUCUCACCUAAGAAGCCCAGAGGAAGAGGAAGGAAAGAAGAAUGGCUCUUUCCCAGGGACAGCUGACAUUGGAGGACGUGGCCAUCGACUUCUCCGAGGAGGAGUGGGCGUGCCUGGGGCCUGCUCAGCGGGCGCUCUACAGGGACGUGAUGCUGGAGACCUGCAGGAGCCUGCUGGCCCUGGGAAGCCUUUCUGCUGGAGCUUUAAUCAAGGAACUAUCACAGGACAUUAUCAAAGGAAAAUUACAUCAUCUGUUGAUGUUGGAAAAUAAAAGCCAUGGCCUCAAGGAUUUGGACCUCAUGGAAAUCUGGGAAAAUAUGGAUGCCUCUGAGAGUGCAUGGGAAUAUAAUGGAAGAGAUGAUAAAACAGUGCCUUUGACCCCUAACAGUUGCCCCCAUAGGGAAGAACAGCAUGACAAAUCAUCAGCUGAUGUUGCUCAAAACCAGAGUGUUCCUGCUGGAGACAGUACAGACCAAUGUUUUGAGGACAAGCCACUUGUAAGGAAUUUAUUAAAAGUGAACAAUAGUGUAAAUGAUACUCGAAACAAGUAUAUAAAAUGUUUGGAAACGAGAAUUGGAUCAAGUUUGCAGGCACACCUGACUGAACUGCCGAGCUGUCCGAGUAAGGAGAAAAUUUCUGAAAGCAGCAAAGCUGAGAAGCCUAAGAGCAAUGGCCCCUCAGUUCUGUCCCCUCAAAGGAUUCCUCCAAGUGUCAAAAACAUUUGUAAUAAAUACAAGAAGAUGUUAAAAUAUCCUUUCUUACCUGCAAAAUACAGGCGAACACAUGCUAGAGAAAAAUGUUACAAGUGUAAUGACUGUGGAAAGACUUUCAGCAAAAGCUCCAACCUCACAAAUCAUAAGAGGAUCCAUUCUGGACAGAGGCCUUACAAAUGUAAGGAGUGUGGCAAAGCCUUUAUCCAAGGCUCACACCUUACGAGACAUCAAAGUGUCCACACAGGAGAAAAACCGUACAAAUGUAACAUCUGUGCCAAAGUCUACAGUCGAAAUUCACACCUUAGAAGGCAUCAGCAAAUGCAUGGGACGGAGAAACCUUACAAAUGCGGGGAGUGUGGCAAAGCUUUUACCCAGUCUUCGAAUUUUACUCGCCAUCAGAGAAUCCACACUGGUGAGAAUCUUAACAAGUGUGAGGAAUGCGGCAAAGCCUUUGCUAUCCAUUCAAACCUCGUGAAGCACAUGAAAGUCCACUCUGGAGAGAAACCUUACCUGUGCUUAGAGUGUGGCAAAGCUUUCAAGCACAAGUCAGACCUCACGAGUCAUCAGACAUUACGUCCUGGAGAGAAGCCACACAAAUGUAGCGUGUGUGGUAAGGCUUUUCUCCAGUGUGCACGACUGACAGAGCAUCACAGGAUUCACACGGGAGAAAAACCCUUCAAAUGUAGUAAGUGUGGUGACGCUUUCAUCAUGCGAUCGCAACUUUGGGGGCAUGAGAGAACGCAUGCUGCGAAGCCUUACAAGUGCAGUGAGGCCGGCUGUGGCCAAAGCUUCCUGCAUCAGUCACAUCUCGCGCAACACAAGAUGAGCCACACAGGGCAAAAGCCUCACAAACCCGACGAGAGCAACAAGGACUCAAGUCACCGCUCAAACCUUACUAGACACCAGAAUGCCCAAGCUGGAGAGAAAGCGUACAAAUGCCCUGUGUGCGGCAAAGUCUGUAGUCGGAAGUCACACCUUGUACGACAUCAGAGAAGCCACUCAGGUGGGAAAUCUCACAAAGGUAGUAAGUUGGGUAAAGCUCUUCCCCAAAAUCCGAGCCUUUGGAGUCAGGAGAAGACCCAUGCUGGAGACAAGCCUUACAAAUGCAAUGAAUGUGGCAAGACCUUUGCGAAACGCUCAACCCUCACUACCCACGUAAGAGUCCACACUGGAGAGAAACCCUACAUAUGUAUCGAGUGUGGCAAGGGCUUCAAACAGAGGUCGCACCUCACUAACCACGAAAGCACACAUUCUGAGGAGAAGCCGCACAAAUGCAACGUGUGUGGCAAGGCUUUCAUCCAGAGUUCAAGGCUGAUGGAGCAUCACCGAAUUCACACGGGAGAGAAACCUUACAAGUGCAGUCGAUGUGAUAAGGCUUUUAUCAAACGCUCACAACUCUGUAGCCACGAGAGAACACACACCGGAGAGAAGCCUUACAAAUGUAAGGAGUGUGGCAAAGCCUUCAGUCACGACUCCAACCUUAUCCGACACCACAGAAUCCACACGGGAGAGAAGCCGUACAAAUGUAAUGUGUGCGGAAAAGUCUGUAGUCGAAAUUCUCACCUCGUGAGUCACCAGAAGAUACACGCUGGAGGGAAACCUUACAAAUGUGUUGAAUGUGGCAAAGGCUUUACAGAUCAGUCAGCCCUCAUGGCUCAUAAGAACAUCCACACUGGAGAGAAACCGUACAAAUGCGAUGAGUGUGGCAAAGCUUUCGCUCAAUUCAGAAAUGUUACAAAGCAUCAGAAAAUACAUAAUAAAAAGAAACGUUAAAAUACAUGGCCUUGUUUUCCUGCAAAAUGGAAACUUUGGGCAUCAACAGAAUUCAUGGCAGGGAGAAACUUCAAACAGAAUGAUUGAGACAACACUUACGUAUUCAGGCUCAAGCUGAACGUCCCCGGCAGAGAGAAGCCCCACAAGACCAUGCACGUGGUAAGGCUUAUCCCCAGGGCGCCACCUCACUAGAAAUCAGCAUAUACAUAUUUGAGAGAAACCACACAGGCAUAAUGAAUGGCAAGGCUUAUGCCAAAUUUACACAUUGUGGAAUGUAACAAAAUUCACCCUGGAGAGAAGCUUCACAUAUACAAUGAAGAUGAUCUGCCUUUGCACAACUGUACAACUUUCAGUCACUGAAAAAUUCACGUAAAAUGGGAAGCGGACAAAUGUGUCAAGACCUUUAGGGAGUGAACUCAGGAUACGCUUAAUUGAUUCUGGACAGAAGCAUAAUGAAAGUGACUUUAAUUCUGUCAGUAGACAACACGAGAAAAUUCAUAUUAAGGGAAACUAAAUCUAGUACUUUCGAAGAUUCAACCCACCUCAGAUGUUAAAUUCCACAAAGCAGCAUUAAAACUAGUGAAAACACAUUAGGUAACAUCGCUAAUGGAACAAGGACAUCUGUAGAAAGGUCUAAUAUUCAGUUUGUUUUCACUCAGUUACUUGAGUCUUCUUGAAAAUGCUGUACUGACAACUCACAGCUUGAAGUUUUAAAUCUGAUGUUAUACUCACUGCAUGCUUCCCAUAUGCCACUGGUGGGAAGGGACUGGUAAGAGGAAAGGACCUAACUCAGUAAUGGGGUUACUCACACCCAUGUAACCUCAAGAAUAGAACACUAGCUUGUAGACAGACAAUGGUCUAAAUCUGAGGCCUUAGGGUGUAGCAGACAAUAGAUGUAAAAUUAUGAUAUAAAUGAAUGUUUUCUGUGGUUAUGGCCCCAGCUCUAGAGUUGCAGUGUGACUGAGCACUUCUGCUGCCAGUCACAGGAAAGGAUUACUCUGCCAGAUGAUCAGGACGUUCAGAGAAAGAGGUUUUCAUGUGAGUAGACGGACUAGCUAGUGUGGAUUACUAGGUAUAGCAUGUUUGGUAGGGGAAAAAAACAAAGAGGAAUGAUGAUAGUAUUAAAAGGUAAUAGCUGCUAUAGAAUCACAGAUUAGUGAAAAGUAGCUUUUUGGAAGCUGAAUACACAGUUAAUACAGGACGGUGCUUGCAAGGGAUUCAAUGCUGACAACUGAAAUGCAUUUUGACACCAUUGUACUUGAAUAUACAUGUCAUGUCUAAAUAAGUAAAUACUUUUUGUAACUGGAUGAUCAUGUCCCUUCUAUUAAUCUAAAAAUAUCCUACUUCAUUGGGGGUACUUACUGAACAAGAGUAAAUCGUAUGGUUCUCUAGAUUGUUCUCUAUAACAAUGGUAUCUGUAAUAAUUUCCACAUUAAAUAUGAGCAGUUUGCAUCUGAAAAUAUGUAUUUCUAACUAGCAUUUGAGCUAUCACUCCACAGCAUAUCCCAGAUUAUUUGUGGCUAGAAUGACAUUACCACAGCAGUUCAAUUUCUGCCUCCCCAGUUGUGAAUAUAUGCUACCUGCUUAGAUUUAUGUGAACCCUUAUUUGUGGUAAAGUAAGACCUAUCAUUUGCACCCUUACAUGAAAUACACAUAGAAUUUUUUUUUUUUUUUUAAAUGUCAGAAAUGAGGGGGAGAAAUUAUGUGCCUGCUUUGCCCUGGGACACGAUUUGAAAAGACCAGUAUUCAUGAGAAUAAAAUGAUCACAAUGGGAACUUGAAAAUAUUGCUGGUGAACUAGAAUUCUCAUGGAUUCACCCUCCGAGAUGUUGUUUUGUUAGUUUACACUCAAUAGACAGGAUGGAGCCCCACUCAGAGCUCCACGUGAUGUCAGAGCUGAUAGUGCCAUUCGCUCAAGUGUUCAGAGUGUUUAUUACUUUCAGGACUUUCCAAGUUGUUCCAAAAAUGACUGAUGUGUGACCGCCGUGUUAUGGCAGAGACCAGAUGGGGACAGAGUGGUGGAACUUGUCAACUGACUGGAGGAAGGGAAAGAGCAUUUCGGCUUUAUCAUCAAGGUGCCUGUCACAUGGGCAGAGCAGAACGAAGUUGUGUUGAGGCUUAAAAUGUCAGUCAUCACAUUUGAAGAUUCUUUAAAACAUAAUGCUUACUCUCGAAACUCCUGACUUACUGGUUGGGAAAAACUAGUUUUCAUCAUGCUAAUAACAGCUGAAAUGUCAUCAUGCUAAUAACAGCAAAGAAAUGUCCAAUCUGCAGCAUGAACAUACAUGACAUAUGUAACACAGCAAUCAAAAGAAAGCAAGAAUGUCUAUAUUAUGUCAGAUGUAAUUGUUUUCAGAGGAAAUAAAAUUACUGAGGGAAAUUACAAUAUGAUAAAUGGGUCAUCUGCCAAGAUGACAUAGAAACCCUAAGUGGCUAUGCACUAAAGAACACAUGUCCACCAUUUCUGAAGAAACAGUUCAUAAAACUCAUGGGAAAAAUAGACGAUUUCAUAACUGCAGUUUGUACUUUAAUGUAUCUCGAUAACUGAAAAAACACAGAAAAUCAGCAGGGCAUGGAUAAUUCAACAACACAGGGUCCGAUCAACAUUUUUAGAACACCGCACAAAAAAUAGCAGAUUACAUAUGCUUUUCACUGACAUUAGCAAGCUAGGUCAUACCCUCUGCCAUAUAAUACCCCUCAACAAAUUUAGAAGACUGGGAACAACACAGAACACGUUCUUGGCCUACAACGGACUCCAACUACAAACCAAAAGUAGCAAAAAGGGACCUCUCCAAAUACUAGAAAACCAAACAGCAUACCUGUUCAGGAAAAGUCGUCAUCAAUGUGGGUUUCAUGCCAAAUUGGGGUGG
This is a messenger RNA of Talpa occidentalis (Iberian mole), 5520 nucleotides long. Its product is annotated as zinc finger protein 677-like. NCBI's taxonomy places the organism in Eukaryota, Metazoa, Chordata, Mammalia, Eulipotyphla, Talpidae. Gene Ontology annotation, biological process: regulation of DNA-templated transcription. The transcript is spliced from 5 exons. The coding region runs from base 207 to 2651 and encodes 814 amino acids. The record is from RefSeq and is a predicted model, not a curated record.